Messenger RNA from Pseudomyrmex gracilis, 4481 nucleotides. RefSeq names its product alkaline phosphatase (gene Alp12). The record is from RefSeq and is a predicted model, not a curated record. Gene Ontology annotation, molecular function: alkaline phosphatase activity. The transcript has 8 exons. The coding region runs from base 2124 to 3704 and encodes 526 amino acids. Gene Ontology annotation, biological process: dephosphorylation. NCBI's taxonomy places the organism in Eukaryota, Metazoa, Arthropoda, Insecta, Hymenoptera, Formicidae.
AUAAAUGCAAAAGCAUCAAGAAAAGGUAAAGAGCUAUAAAAUGAAAAAACAAAAUUAAAAUUAGGCAAAUCAAUCGUUCGCCAAUCAAUCGAUUUAGUCGAUUGAAAAAGACCGGUCCGGAAAAAAAUCCUAUCACAAAGUGAUAAGCGGAUUCGAACUCGGGAUCUCCGUAUUCGUAGCUCCUGCACUCACAGGCCGUGAGAGACCCAGUGGGACCGGUCUCGCUUGAUACACGCAUAAUUCCAACAUUCAGCGAACGGCUCUUAUAUGACCGUCUAUAUAUUUCUAGUUUAGAAACUUCAGAGCUCAAAAAUUCUAUAUUGAUGUUGAUUCAUUUUUCAUGUAUUCGAUCUGAUAAAAGACGAAAUCACGUGUCUAUAAUUAUUACAAAAAUAUCAAAAUUCGUGAAACUAUAUGCAUUAUAGACCUGCGCUGGUAUUUUACAAUUCGUCAUAUUUUGACAAGUACACAUUGAGAAAUUAACAAUGAACAAAAGGAAAAAACGAAGGAAAGAAAAAAUAGAACACAACAUAAUCGUUGGCAAUAAUCUUCGAUCCGUGAAGAAGAAAUGAAGAAGAAACCGUGUGUAAACGAUAAGAAAGACGAAUCGUGUGCGAUAGUACGAAGACGCGUUAUAUCAUUAAACAUAACGAGGACGACUUAUCAUUGUACUUCAUUAUGUAAAACAGAAUUUGUAGGCAGUAUAUAUAUUUUUUUUUUUUGUAAGCCGAACAACGGAACAAUCUUCGUCCCGGAAAAAGGAUCGGCGAGACUCGACUCGGUUGUAAUGACCGAGAAACAAUCUCGCGUUCUGUUUAUUGUAGAAAAUAUAUAUCGCGGAUUCUCUUUUUCUAAUUAGAAAUCAGAAUUAAGCGAAGCUAAAUAUACGUUGGCUUCCGUUUGAUUUAGCAAUACGGUUUCUCGUUUCCUGUUUUUUUAUUUUUUUUUUUUUGAGUCACGUUACGAAAAUUUUCUUUCGAUAUUCACAAAACUCGACAUCUGCACUCGGAUCUGAAGAAAUGUGUUGCGAAAUCAAGGAGCGCGACUUGCGUAAAAAUCAAAAUCGUCCGUCGUGGCGAGCGCGCGUGCCGAGGAUACAACGCACGCGAAAUAACGUUAAGAGUUAAUAAUAAUUAAUACGGCGAUCUCACGCUCCUCGAUCGACGCUUGCUCGUUAUGUUCGAGAGCUAACUGACGCUAACGUCAUAGCGACGGAAUGUUUAUAUCGUAGCGGAUAAGAUGCGCUAACAGCUAGAAAGAACGUAUCGUUUUUCGUUUUUAUCUCUUGUGCGGAGCUUCUUAGAAUUUUUCAACGGGCCGCGAAGGCCUCUCUUUCCUCUUCUCAAAUACAUAUAUAUAUAUAUAUAUGUAUAUAUAUAUAUGUAUAUAUAAAUAUAUAUAUAUAUAUAUAUAAAAUUAUAUACGAUGUUCGACUGCAUCUCUCUUGGAUCUCAUCGACUCGCGCUUGACAAAUAAGACGAGAGAUAUUUAAAAAAAAAACAAAACGGCUUGAGCGGUUGAUUUUAUCAAGUCUAUUUUUAGUAGUUUUGUUCAAAGACAAAAACACACAAAGAAAAAGAGAGAAAGAGAGAGAGACAGAGAGAGAGAGAGAGAGAAAAAAAACGAAACUUAUAAGAGAUAAUAUUACGCGAUGUGUUGACAUGUAAGAACAGAUAAUGAACAUAAACAACAAAUCAAAUAAAACGUUACGAUGAAUGUUAGCUGAAUUAGAAUUUUUCUUCUCAUUUUCUUUCCUUUCGCCUCUUCUUCAGCGGAACAAGCGAUUAUAAAUGUGAUACAACGAGUAGUCCGUAUAUAUUUCUAUCUACGAAUUACCGUAUGUCGGUUUAAUAUCGCGCGAUGUUUUUUAUUACUCAAUAACGUUUAUAUCGUCACUCUGAUAAUAGAAAAAUUUCGAAUCUCUCUCGUGUUGAAAUGCGAUCUUCCCGUUACCGUUUGAGAUAAUUUUCUUGUCACGGUUCGCAAUGUAACUCGACAGAGGACGCGUUACAAGUCUAAAAUAUUAUUUUGUCACAAAUGCAUUCUCUUUCUCUUUCUAAGUACUAAUAUAGUUGCAAGCAAGUUUUUGUUCAAGUUAUAUGUUAAAAAUAUAUUAACAAAUAAUGUGUCGUGUUACUCACGUUGUUGUAUUUUUUGUUGUCAACAUCUUGAGCGUGACUACGAUAGAAGACAGCCAACAUUGGCACAAGUUGGCCAACAAAGAACUAGAAGAAUCUCUUUCGUACCAUUGGAAUUUGAAAAAAGCAAAAAAUGUCAUUCUUUUUGUUGGCGAUGGCAUGAGUACGAACACCAUAACGGCCAGCAGGAUUUAUCAUGGCGGCGAGACGAGUAAACUUGCCUGGGAACACUUUCCCCAUAUCGGGAUACUGAAGACAUACAACACGAACAAACAAGUCCCGGACUCGGCUUCCACUGCCACAGCUCUGUUCGGAGGAGUAAAGACGAACUACGAGGUGGUCGGAGUUGACGCAAAUGUGGAAUUGGGGGAUUGCGAGGCAAGCUUGAACGCAAAGUAUCACGUAAAUUCGUUUCUAGCAUGGGCUCAGGCGGCUGGUAAAGCUACAGGAUUCGUAACUACUACUCGAGUGACGCAUGCAACUCCGGCACCGCUUUACGCACAUUGCGCGAAUCGGAGAUGGGAGUGCGAGGCGAAAAUGCCUGAAAACGCUGUCAUUGCUGGCUGCAAAGAUAUCGCCAGACAAUUGGUGGAAGAUAAACCCGGGAGUAAUAUUCGAGUAAUCAUGGGUGGCGGCAGACAGAUGAUGAAAUCCAACGUAACUGCGAAGAAAUUCGAUCCGAUCGACACGUGGGCUUGCUACAGACAAGACGGUCGUGAUCUAAUCGAUGUCUGGGCGAGAGAUAAGGCCAGCAGACACCUGGCUUACAGCGUGGUGCAAAACAACGAACAAUUGUCUCGGGUCGAUACCGACAAUGUGGAUUAUUUGCUCGGUAUUUUCGCCAACGGUCAUAUAGAAAUGGACUGGAAACGUGAGAAAAGUCCGAAAGGACAGCCCAGUCUGGAAGAAAUGACUGUGACGGCUUUGCGAAUUUUGCAAAAGUCCAAAGAGGGAUAUUUCCUAAUGGUCGAGGGGGGUCUCAUCGACUUCGCUCAUCAUCGCGGCCACGCUGCACAAGCUCUUCUGGAAACCGUUCGAUUCUCGGACGCUGUUAACGCCACUCUCAGAAUGAUCGAUACCGGUGAAACUCUUGUGAUAGUCACCAGCGAUCACUCGCAUUCGAUGAGUUUCAACGGUUACGGCGCUCGAGGCUCGUCCGUUUUAGGAAUCGCUCAGAAAUCCAAACACGACGACAUACCCUACACGACUCUGUCGUACAGCAUCGGCGGACCAAACAACGUAGCUUACACCGUGAACGGUAACGGUCGAGCUGUGAGAAUCGAUCCGAGCAAGUCGAACACCAGCGAUUUCACUUACAGUCAGCAAGCUGCGAUCAUAUCGGACGAGGCUUAUCACGGUGGCGGAGACGUAGCUGUAUACGCUAUAGGACCUUAUGCGCAUCUCUUCCACAGUGUGCACGAGCAAAAUUACGUGGCGCACGUAAUAGCGUACGCCGCGAACGUCGGCGAGUACGCGAAGAGUAGCGCGGCCGAAUUACAGCGCGUUCUAAGCGUCAUUCUUUUAAUUGUUUCUUUUAUCUUGUUGGUUUCGCUCGCGUACAAAUAAAUCCGUGAUUACUCACUCGCAAAGAUAUUAUCGCUUUUUUAUUUUUUUGGUAGGAAACAACAUGUACCUAUUGCCCCAAAUUAAAGGCGUGUAUUUUAAGAAAAAUCUCAUCUACAUAUAAUAAUAACUCUUAUCGUGUAAUUAAGUCGUAUCGCAAACGCUCGUGAGUGUUACUUCGUCACCCACACACCGCAUCACAGAUCGGACUUGACCUUGAAUGGGGGGGACGUACUUAUCUCAUACAGCACAAAAGACCGGUAAAACAAUUCUUUGAAUAUUUUUUGAAAAUAUAUUCUGAAAUAUAUUUUUUAGAAUAUAUUUCAAUAGAUAAUCAAAGGAUAUUCUCAUGGCGCGUAAGGUGCUGUAUGUAGAUUUUGUGCGUCCUUUUUUAUCAAAAUAAAAAAAGUGAUUCUGCCAGCAAAGAAACGCAACUUUCGGCCAAGCCUCAAUUCUGUGAUUUGACGCUUCAUUGUCGCUUAUUUUAUUUACAAACAUUAAAAUGUUAGAAACAAUUCUCAGUCUUAUGCUGCAAAGGACAAAGAUAUCUUGUAACGCUUAUUUCGCAAAGCCGAGAGAGGAGCGCGAUCCUCCGAGAUUACGCUUUUGAGAACAUUUGUAUAUAAGACGUUACGCGUUUCCGCUCAGACGUUCUUGUUGUACUUAAAGCCUAAUAUCAAAUAUAAUCUUCCCUGAUAUCCCCGCUUAACAAUUUUAAUGACGUUAUAAAAUCAAAAUACGAAACGAAUAUUACGUAUAUAAAAUUGACGAUAGCAAAAA